AUUCAAAGAAAGCAACAAGCUUUGAAGCCAUUCAAUCAAAACCCAGAAAGUUUCCAAGGAUUUCAAUUGAGUGUGGUUUUGCUGUGGGCUGAAGUCAGUGAAGUUAAUAGGAGCUUGUAACAGAUUUAUUCUGAGGGGGGAAAGCAAGCGGGAGCUUUUUUUUGGUGGCUUGAAUGCUUUGAAUUAUAUUGAUAUAUAGAUGGCGUUGAGGCGUUUAUUGGGGUUUUCGGAUGGUGAGCUGAUGCGCUCGGAUGCAAAGCCCUGUUCGAGAUUAAUGAGGCAGACAGCUGGGAUUUUUACCGUUGGAGGAGCAUUAGGGUUCUGGGUUCUUUGUAGACUCCAUUAUGGUCCUAGAGUUACAGUCCCGAGAAGUCUUCGGUGGGCAGCUUGCGGAGCUGUUUCUAUGAGCUCAACCACUGCUCUGCUGGUCCGCCUUUUUAGUCCAGAAUGUGAACCUCAGAAUAUAGCCGCGUAUGAUAGACGAAAGUAGUAAUAAGCUUCAUUUUUGGCUUAAAUUUGUGAUGCCUAAGAAUUAUAAUUACUCCUUGAAAAAAAAGAUCUCAUUACUUGUAGAACCCCAAGACUAAAUGCAUAUGUACUGUUGCUAAUGCCAAAAGGUUAAAUACAUAUGAGCCAUUGAAAGAUAUUUAAAUUCCAUUUGUCACGUAAUGUUUACACUACUCUAUGGUUUUUAAAUCAGUAGAGUUUUUUGACUUUUUGUGAAAAUAUUGAAUGCUGAUGAAAUAUGGGAAUCUCUCAGGGUGCC
Messenger RNA from Pistacia vera, 766 nucleotides. RefSeq lists its product as uncharacterized. The record is from RefSeq and is a predicted model, not a curated record. The transcript is spliced from 3 exons. Bases 200 to 490 code for a protein of 96 amino acids. NCBI's taxonomy places the organism in Eukaryota, Viridiplantae, Streptophyta, Magnoliopsida, Sapindales, Anacardiaceae.